AUUGUUGUAGUAGGGAGUGCAGAUUUGCGCUUGUUUGAGUUUAUCUCGGUAGCACAAGACUUCUUCUUCUUCUGCUGCUGCUGCUGCUGGUGGUGGUGGUGGUGGUGGUGGUGGUAGUGGUGGGUGUGAUUUCCCCCGCCCCUCUGCGCUGUGUUGACCGAGGUUUGCCGAGCUCCAGUCGUAGCUGUGUCGGGGAAGGACUGCUCGGCUGAUCAGUGGCACUAGCAGCGGGCUAAAAGCGGCUAGUUACAAAGCUAGCGUUGUGCUGCUCGUUGAUGCGUGGAUCGGAGAUUUACGCCGCCUUGUUUUCCAGUCAAUGCCAAAACGCAAAAAUAAACGCAAAAUAAAUCAGAUCAACAAGUGCCCCAGCCGCUGGAGUUAAGGUAAUUGAAAAAUCAGAAUAAAAGAUGAGUGAACUGGACCAGUUACGCCAGGAGGCAGAGCAGCUCAAAAACCAGAUCCGAGAUGCCCGGAAAGCAUGUGCAGAUGCUACGCUAUCACAGAUCACAGCUAAUAUCGACCCUGUUGGCCGAAUCCAAAUGCGUACAAGACGAACGCUGCGGGGUCAUUUGGCUAAAAUCUAUGCCAUGCACUGGGGAACAGAUUCCAGGCUGUUGGUCAGUGCCUCUCAAGAUGGUAAACUGAUUAUCUGGGACAGCUAUACCACAAAUAAGGUUCAUGCCAUUCCACUUCGAUCCUCCUGGGUCAUGACUUGUGCAUAUGCACCUUCAGGAAAUUAUGUGGCCUGCGGUGGUUUAGAUAAUAUCUGCUCCAUUUACAACCUGAAAACCCGCGAGGGGAAUGUACGUGUGAGCCGUGAGCUUGCCGGACAUACAGGCUACCUGUCCUGUUGUCGUUUUCUUGAUGACAACCAGAUUGUUACGAGCUCUGGUGAUACCACUUGUGCACUUUGGGACAUAGAGACUGGGCAGCAGACGACCACAUUCGCAGGGCACACAGGUGAUGUGAUGAGCCUGUCCCUGGCCCCUGACUCUCGGUUAUUCGUCUCUGGUGCUUGUGACGCUUCGGCCAAACUGUGGGACGUGCGAGAGGGCAUGUGCAGACAGACCUUCACCGGCCACGAGUCUGAUAUCAACGCCAUCUGUUUCUUCCCUAAUGGCAACGCAUUUGCCACGGGGUCAGAUGAUGCCACCUGCAGGCUGUUUGAUCUGCGCGCUGAUCAGGAGCUUAUGAUCUAUUCUCAUGACAACAUUAUAUGUGGAAUCACUUCAGUCGCAUUCUCAAAAAGCGGCCGCCUCCUUCUGGCCGGAUAUGAUGACUUCAACUGUAACGUGUGGGACACACUAAAGGCUGACCGCGCCGGUGUGUUGGCUGGGCAUGAUAACCGUGUUAGCUGCCUGGGAGUUACUGAUGAUGGUAUGGCCGUUGCAACAGGAUCCUGGGACAGUUUUCUGAAGAUCUGGAAUUGAAGCCUGAAGAUGUUCAUUAAACUCCAAAGUUGACUGGAAGACCAUUACAACUUCAGAAUGUUCACAGCAUCUUCAACACUGUUUAAACUGACUUGGACACCACAAAAUCGAAGGGAAACCAAUGCCUUUCCUACACAAAGAAGAGCACAAUUGUUUAUCACCUAGUUAUGAAAGGAUCUCCUGUGGUAUCAAAUCAGAAACUUGUGCAUUCCUUCUUGGACCAUUUUAUGUUACCUUGAAAGAGAAAAACAACACUAUCAUCCCAUGCAAAUGUGUGCGUCUUGAAAGCAAAUGUUGGAGUGUAAUUGUACAAAUUAUUUAACUUUUUUAAAGAAUUCUAUUCUGAUGGUUUGUUAUUCUCGAUGGCUUUUUUUCUUUUUGUCAUUUCUUUUUGGUUUUAGAUAUAUUUGAAUUACAGCCUGUCUUUCUAAUUCAGUAAAAAUCAUGUAACAGAUGAGAGAAAACACGCAGAAGUAAAAGCUUGGAUCAUAUUACACGAGCAGCUUUCAAAAUGUCUACGAUGUAUUUAUAUACUAGCUGUUUUUGUUUGUCAUCACAGCCUUUUGCACAUGAAGAAGCUUUGCCUCUCAAUUAAUACUAUGUUAACUAACCAAGCACAUGCUAAGUUAUGAAUGCUCAUUCCAGUACAAAAGGAGUUAUAACUUAUCCAGUUAACCCCCUUAAUUCUUGUACAUGCCUUUGACUCGGGGCGGGGUGCGGGGAGGGACCUAACCUUGGGCAUGGCUAGAUUUUAUUAUUAUAUGAUUAUUGGGGGAUUGUGUUUUAGUAUCCACUUUGAGUGAAACACCUCACCUGACUAAAUAGACACUUCCUUUUGCUUGGGACUGCAGUUGCAACUCUGUGAAUGAAAUGUACAAAUCAAUGUCUGAAAAUAAUGGUCUGAUGUUUUAAGUUAAAGACAUUUAAUUUUGUCUGCCAUGGAUUAAUUUAGAUGUGCAUGCUGUAGACUUGCUUUCAAUGGUGCAAAAACCUUUAGAUUUAUUUCUGAAAAAGGAGAGUAACCUGUCAAUUUUACCUAAUAAAGGCCAAUUUUUCUUUGGCUCAAACUCAUGCAUACAUCAUGUACUAAUAAUAUACUGGUAAUGCCAUGCACCAGGGUGAGCAAGAAUGGAAAAACGGCUUACUAUUGACUGCAUAUUUAGUGUAAAUUACGCUUACCAGUUCUAUUGAUGCCAAUUUUGUAAUAAUUAUAACAAUCAUUGUGAAAUUUUAUUCCUGACAAGUCCUUUCUCUCCUUUUGAAUAUUCACACUCAAUGGAGCAAAAGCAUUCUCACAUACUAUCCAUACUAAAUAAAAAAAAUCUUUUGUACAUUUUUUUUUUUCUUGGUCUUAAAUUUAAAAUUGGAACAUCUGAAUGACAACAUUUCACUGUAUACAGAAGCACUUUUGUUAAAGUUGUGACAUUUUUUUCACUUUUUUCUUUUUUCUGCGAUGAUGUACAAUAAAUGUGAUGUAUUCGUGUGUGGCCACAAGUGAAAAUGCAAUUCAACUGAGAUGGAUUCCCUUUUUCUCUUUCCAUUAAUAUUAUAGAGCUCUGCACCCUUAUGUACCUUUUCACUUUUUGUAUUUCAUUUCAGUCUGUUGGUGUUCCACGGUGAGCUGGAUGCAAGAUAGAUACUGUACUAAAUUGUACUGUUAUUGAUUGAAAAAUGUAAUAAAAAGCUGUUUGAGA
Messenger RNA from Periophthalmus magnuspinnatus, 3124 nucleotides. RefSeq names its product guanine nucleotide binding protein (G protein), beta polypeptide 1b (gene gnb1b). Gene Ontology annotation, molecular function: signaling receptor complex adaptor activity; protein binding. Bases 408 to 1430 code for a protein of 340 amino acids. The transcript is spliced from 11 exons. Lineage: Eukaryota; Metazoa; Chordata; Actinopteri; Gobiiformes; Gobiidae. Gene Ontology annotation, cellular component: heterotrimeric G-protein complex; cytoplasm. The record is from RefSeq and is a predicted model, not a curated record. Gene Ontology annotation, biological process: G protein-coupled receptor signaling pathway.